AUGAAUAAAUUUAUCGUGAUACUGAUUGUUUCAUUGCAGUCUAUAACGAACGCCAUUGCCGUUAAUGAAUGCGGCAUUAUUCCGAUUAAAACAUGGAGUGGCCAAACGAGUCGAAGAACUGAAGAAUUGGACACACCAGUGAAGCUUGUUGUCAUACAGCAUACGGUGUCUACCCCGUGUCACACUGACAAGUUCUGCGAAGAUAUUCUCCAGAACAUUCGAGAUUACCAAAUCAAGCAGUUACAUUUUACGGAUAUCGGCCCCUCAUUCCUGAUCAGUGGCCAUGGAAAAGUGUACGAGGGGGCAGGUUGGAACAGAGUCGGGGCGCACACGCGAGGUUUCAAUGACAAAGCUAUUGCCAUUUCUUUCAUAGGCGACUUCACUUAUUUGCUACCUUCACCAGAAGCCUUGUAUGCAGCUCAGCAAUUACUGGAUUGUGGAGUGAAAAACAAUUUCUUGACUGAAGAUUAUCGUUUGUGUGCUUUUGACGACGGGAGAACUCGGUACUUCGCAAUGCAUUUCGCGCUAUUAAGUUAUUGCAGUGUUAUUCUGUCUCUGCAAUGGUGUUUUGCGGGUUCGAGUUGUCCAACGAUCGUGUCGCGUAAAGACUGGGAUGGUCUACGUCCAGUCCGAGUGAAGUAUUUGCCAAGGCCCGUGGACCUCGUGAUCAUCCAACAUACCGCCACUUCCACGUGUGAAACGGACUCUGGCUGCGCUGAGCUAGUGAGGAACAUCCAAUCCUAUCAUAUGGAGAGCCUCAACUACUGGGACAUUGGACAUUCGUUUCUUGUUGGUGGUAAUGGUAAAAUAUACGAAGGUCCCGGUUGGCUACACGUGGGGGCUCACACAUACAAUUACAAUAGUAAAUCUAUUGGUAUUGCUUUCAUCGGGAAUUUUAAUAAUGACGAACCGAAAACUAAGGCUCUGGACGCUGUGAAAGCGUUGAUUCAGUGCGGCGUGCAGCAAGGUCAUUUGACCUCUAACUAUCACGUGGUGGCCCACCGUCAGCUGAUAGCCAUCGAGAGUCCGGGUCGUAAAUUAUACAAUGAGAUCAGGAGGUGGCCAGAUUGGUUGGAUGACGUCUCUUCAAUCAAGAAC
Iphiclides podalirius (scarce swallowtail) is the source of this 1098-nucleotide messenger RNA. NCBI's taxonomy places the organism in Eukaryota, Metazoa, Arthropoda, Insecta, Lepidoptera, Papilionidae. The record is from the annotation of a GenBank genome assembly.